GGUACAGAAAUAGUGGUCCCUAUUAUUGCGCAAGGUCCGAGGUCCGAGGUCCAAUGUCCAAUGUCUAAAGUCCAAACGCUUCCAUUGUCGUGCUGCGGUUCAACUUCUUCAUCUCUACCGAGCACGGAUCGACCCCAUGGCGUCGCCACGGCCACGGCCACUGGCCAGAGGAAGUUUAGGGCUUGUGGCCAUGGCUUACGUAGGAGUCGAUUACCUCAGAAUUGUUUCUCCGUCUUUGCACUCUGUUCUCCAACCCCUUCUAUGGGGAGUUCUUGCCAUUGCCGCCUUUGCCAAGGCCCCCUUUUACAAACACUGGUCUUCUGAGCUCAAAGCUUCACUUCCAUUCUUGGGAUCUCUGUUCUUCAUGCUCUCUGCCCUUGUAGUUGAGGCCAUUUCUGUGCAGUUCGUCACCGCUGUUCUAGGUCUUGAUUGGCACCAAAAUGCACAUCCACUUCCAGACACAGGCCAGUGGCUGUUUCUGGCAUUAAAUGACAAGCUUCCUCAUACAGUGGUGGAAUUAUUAAGGGCUCAUCUUAUUGGCCUGCACCAUUACUUAAUGCUUUUCUUAAUGUUGGCCUUCUCGGUUCUGUUUGACUGUGUACAAGCCCCCGGCCUAGGGCUUGGUGCACGAUACAUGUUCACAAUGGCAGUUGGCCGUCUUCUUAGGGUGCUCACAUUUGUAUCCACUAUUCUUCCUUCUGCUCGGCCUUGGUGUGCAUCUGCUCGGUUUGGAAUACCUGAGCACCCUCAUCCGUGGGCUCAAGAGUAUUACAUGCCUUAUGCUUUUGACCGUAAUGCUAUCCGUAGACUUAUCCAGACUGAUACAAAUUAUGCUGCAGUUGAGGAUCACCCUCCUGAAUACCGACCAGAUUGGGGGUCAAUGAGCUUCUUGGUUGAUCUCUUAAGGCCCACUUUGUCUUCUGAAGGAUCUUCAUGGUUUGCGACCCUUAAAAGAACCGGUGGUGGCUGCAAUGAUCUCGUUUAUAGUGGCCACAUGCUUGUUGCUGUUUUGACAGCAAUGGCAUGGACAGAAGCCUAUGGGGGCUGGGCAUCUGGUCUCAUAUGGCUACUCCUUCUGCACAGUGCUCAGAGGGAAAUUCGAGAGAGGCAUCAUUACAGUGUCGAUUGUGUUGUAGCGAUAUAUGUUGGCAUUCUUUUAUGGAGGACAACAAGCUGUAUUUGGUCCUCCAAAGAUGCUCAAAGAGCCAAAAGGAUGGUUGAGCUUGAUAAAGUCCAUAGCAGACUGGUGCAAGCUGCAAAAGAUGGGGACAUCGGUGAAGUAAGGGAGCUUCUAAAAGACGUUGAGGUAUCGAGGUUAGAAAACAAGUCUUCUGCAAAGUGGGCACUUUGGACUUUUGCCUGUGUAACCACAGUUUUUUCUCUUGGUAUUGCACUCCUUGCCUUCACUUUGACAACUGAUGGGUGAAGAUCCUUGCUGGUGGGCUUCUGUAAUUUGAUGGUUUUUGUUUUAAUAUUAUGCUUGUUUCCUUAUAGACUGUUUAUUAGCCAUAAGCUUUUAUCAUCUCAUAUCUAUUUGGAUAAUUUUUGGAAA
Molecule: messenger RNA, 1552 nt
Organism: Amborella trichopoda
Lineage: Eukaryota; Viridiplantae; Streptophyta; Magnoliopsida; Amborellales; Amborellaceae
Product: Sphingomyelin synthetase family protein
Biological process (GO): ceramide biosynthetic process
Cellular component (GO): endoplasmic reticulum membrane; plasma membrane; Golgi membrane
Molecular function (GO): sphingomyelin synthase activity; ceramide cholinephosphotransferase activity
Source: RefSeq, a predicted model, not a curated record